Messenger RNA from Solanum stenotomum, 2468 nucleotides. Its product is annotated as disease resistance protein RPP13-like. Gene Ontology annotation, biological process: defense response to other organism. Gene Ontology annotation, molecular function: ADP binding. The transcript has a single exon. The record is from RefSeq and is a predicted model, not a curated record. Bases 33 to 2468 code for a protein of 811 amino acids. Lineage: Eukaryota; Viridiplantae; Streptophyta; Magnoliopsida; Solanales; Solanaceae.
ACACCUACCCCUCUUUUUUUUCAAUAAAAAAUAUGGCUGAUGCCUUUGUGUCAUUUGCAGUUCAAAAAUUGGGUGAUUUCCUAAUACAGAAAGUUUCCCUGCGUAAAAGUCUCAGAGAUGAAAUUAGAUGGCUGCGAAAUGAGUUACUCUUCAUACAGUCUUUCCUCAAAGAUGCAGAACUAAAACAAUGUGUAGAUCAUAGAGUUCAACAAUGGGUGUUUGAAAUCAACAAUAUUGCUAAUGAUGCUGUUGCUAUACUCGAGACUUACAGUUUCGAGGCUGGAAAAGGUGCUAGUCGUCUCAAGGCUUGUGCUUGCAUCUGUAGCAAGGAGAAGAAAUUCUACAAUGUCGCAGAGGAGAUUCAAUCACUCAAGCAGCGAAUCAUAGAUAUCUCUCGCAAGCGAGAGACUUAUGGUAUUACAAAUAUCAAUAAUAAUUCAGGAGAAGGGCCAAGUAAUCAGGUUGCAACAUUGAGGAGAACUACCUCAUAUAUAGAUGAUGAUCACAUUUUUGUUGGCUUUCAGGAUGUUGUAGAAAAAUUGCUAGCUGAACUUCUCAAAGCAGAGCCUCGUAGAACCGUCCUCUCCAUUUAUGGCAUGGGCGGAUUGGGCAAGACUACUCUUGCGAGAAACCUCUAUAUCAGUCCUGAUAUAGUCAAUAGCUUCCGUACACGUGCUUGGAUAUGUGUUUCUCAAGAGUACAACACAAUGGAUCUUCUUAAGACUAUCAUAAAAUCCAUCCAAGGUUGCGCCAAGGAAACUCUAGAUUUGUUGGAAAAGAUGGCAGAAAUAGAUCUAGAAAAUCACCUUCGUAAGCUAUUAACAGAAUGCAAAUACCUUGUGGUGGUUGAUGAUGUAUGGCAUAGAGAAGCAUGGGAGAGUUUGAAAAGAGCAUUCCCGUAUAGCAAGAAUGGCAGCAGAGUCAUUAUUACCACGCGCAAAGAGGCUGUCGCUGAAAGAGCAGACGAAAGAGGUUUUGUUCAUAAACUUCGUUUCCUAAGCCAAGAAGAAAGCUGGGAUCUCUUUUGUAGGAAACUACUUGAUGUUCGAGCAAUGGUUCCAGAAAUGGAAAGUCUAGCUAAGGAUAUGGUGGAAAAGUGUAGAGGCUUGCCUCUUGCGAUUGUUGUAUUGAGCGGACUACUUUCGCAUAAAAAGGGGCUAAACGAAUGGCAAAAGGUGAAAGAUCACCUUUGGAAGAACAUUAAAGAAGAUAAAUCUAUUGAAAUCUCUAACAUACUAUCAUUAAGCUACAAUGAUUUGUCAACUGCGCUCAAGCAGUGUUUUCUCUGCUUUGGUAUUUUUCCAGAAGAUCAAGUGGUCGAUGCUGAUAACAUAAUACGGAUGUGGAUGGCGGAGGGUUUCAUACCAGGAGGAGAAGAAAGAAUGGAGGAUGUCGCUGAAGGCUUCUUGAAUGAGCUGAUAAGACGAAGCUUGGUUCAAGUGGCACGAACAUUUUGGGAAAGAGUUACUGAAUGUAGGGUUCAUGAUUUACUCCAUGAUCUUGCUAUACAAAAGGCAUCGGAGGUAAACUUCUUUGACAUUUAUGAUCAAAAAAGCCACUCCAUAUCCUCUCUAUGUAUCAGACAUGUCAUUCAUAGUCAAGGAGAAAGGUACCUCUCACUUGAUCUUUCUAACUUAAAGUUGAGGUCAAUUAUGGUCUUUGAUCCAUAUUUUAAUAGGUUGAGGUCAAUUAUGUUCCAACAUCUAUAUGUGUUGUACUUGGAGAUGCAUGUUGCCAAUUGGCAUUUUGUACUUGUACCUGAUGCCAUAGGAAGUUUGUACCACCUCAAGUUCUUAAGAUUGAGAGGUAUCCGUUAUCUUCCGUCUUCCAUUGGCAACCUCAAGAAUCUACAGUCACUUGUUGUCGAUGAGGUGGGAUACAUUUGCAAACUACCCCAGGAGACAGCUGACCUAAUAAAUCUAAGACAUUUAGUUGCUUCGUAUUCUGAACCUCUGGUACGUAUAAGCAAACUCACUAGUCUUCAAGUUGUUGAUGGCAUUGGUUGUGAUCAGUGGAAAGAUGUAGACCCUGUUGAUUUAGUCAAUCUUCGAGAAUUAAGCAUGUUUGAUAUUAGCAAAUCUUACUCCCUAAACAACAUUAGGAGCUUGAAAAACCUUAGCACUCUCAGAUUGUUUUGUAUAGGUCAUCAAUCAUUCCCAGACCUUGAAUUUGUUAAUUGUUGUGAAAAGCUCCAGAAAUUGUUCUUAUUUGGGAGAAUAGAGAAACUUCCUCUGUUUCCAAAUUCCAUCACAAUGAUGGUUUUGAGGAACUCGGGACUGACAGAAGAUCCGAUGCCUAUUUUGGGAAUGUUGCCAAACCUAAGGAAUCUCCAAUUGUCUAGAGCUUAUGAAGGAAAAGAAAUAAUGUGCAGCGAUAAUAGUUUCAGUCAACUGGAGUUCCUUAAUCUUGAUCAUCUUCAAAACCUAGAAAGAUGGGAUUUUAGGCACAAGUGCAAUGCCUCUCAUUAA